AUGGCAGAUCAACCCCGCGGCCGCGGCGGUCGGGGUCGAGGACCGUAUGGCGGAGACCGUGGGGACCGCGGAGGUGGUCGUGGAGGUCGUGGCCGAGGCCGAGGAGAUUUCCAAGACCUCCCUUAUCGCCCUUCUGAUCGUGGGGGACGUGGUGACUUUCGUGGGAAUUUCCGCGGUGGCCGUGGUGGUGGUGAUCGUGGUCGUGGUGAUUUCCGAGGUCGUGGUGACUUUCGGGGUCGCGGUCGAGGAAUGGGCCGCGGCGGUCCUCAGGGCCCUCGAAUCUUCAAUGAGGGCAAGCCUGUUGCUCAGCCUGAUCCAAACGUCAGCAAGACGGAAGAUGCCAUGGGCAAGGCACUUGUUGCGAGUCGUCAGAAAAAUGCAAAGAACCCUGCUCAGGCAUAUCCCGACCGGCCAGGAUACGGCACUCUCGGUCGGCCCGUCACCCUCUAUGCUAACUAUCUGGCCUUCACCUCUGUGGGCAAACCAGUCUACCGCUAUCAUGUCUCUAUCGCUGCAGAUGGUGGCCGGGAGCCUGCUGGCCGAAAAGCACGACACAUCGUGCGUCUUCUGCUAGAGGAGCAUUUCUCUGCCAACUUGACAAGCAUUGCGACGGACUACCGCUCAACCCUCCUCUCGGUCGCCAAGCUCACUGAAGGCAAGUUCGAUGUGAGGUACAAGGACGAGAGUGAUGACGAAUAUCCCGAAAACCCAAAGGUGUUCAAGGUCACCACCCAAUACACCGGAGAUAUCAACCCCGCCGAGUUGAUCAACUAUCUCACCUCGACCAAUGCAGGCGCCUUGAUGGACACCAAGCCCGAAAUCGUCCAGGCCCUGAACGUGAUUCUUGGCCAUCAUCCCAAGACGGAGCGCUCGGUGGCCUCCAUCGGCGGCAACAGACAUUACAGCCUACAGGACGGCAUCAUUGAAAAGGCCAGUCUUGAGGGUGGCCUUGAGGUGCUACGCGGAUUCUUUGUUAGUGUGCGUGCUGCCACAGCUCGUGUCUUGUUAAAUGUCCAAGUCAAAUACUUGGCUUGCUAUCAAUCGGGGCGCUUAGACUGGAUGUUGAACGAGUGGAAAGCCAGCAAUCCCAAUCAGAAUAUCUACCGCUUGGAGGCUUUCUUGAAGCGCAUCCGAGUUUGCCUUACUCACCUCAAGCGCAAAAGCAAGAGUGGCAAGCAAAGGCCCGCUCGCGUCAAGACCAUUUCCGGUCUAGCAACCCCUCGCGAUGGUGGUGCAUCACCCAACAAGCCGAAGAUCAACAAGCACGGAGCUGGUCCACACGAUGUCCAGUUCUUUUUGGAUCCAUCUAACUCGCAACCUGCAACACCUGGAAUCGGCGAAGGAAAGGGUAAGAAGGGCAAGAAGACCCCCGCCAAGGCUGGCCCGGCUCCGGCGGGCAAGUACAUCAGCGUUGCUGAUUUCUUCAAGCAAGAGUACAACAUCACGGUGGAUCCCAACCUCCCUGUUGUCAACGUUGGAACUCGAGAGAAACCUGUCUACCUUCCGGCGGAUGUCUGCGAGGUCGAGGCUGGCCAGCCCGUCAAAAACAAGCUCUCCCCCAAGCAGACACAAAACAUGCUCAACUUUGCAGUCAGGGGCCGCAUGCCAGCACAGAAUGCUCAGUCCAUCGUCUCGAAAGGUGUGGGCGUAUUGGGAAUCGGUCAGCCAUUGAACACCACGCUGACUUCCUUCGGUAUCAACCUCGGUGACAACCUCAUCACCGUUCAGGGCCGUGUCCUGGACGCUCCCCGCAUUAUGUACGCCAAGCAGAAAGAGCUCCAAGCCAGGGGUGGCAACUGGAACAUGCAGUCCAUUCAGUUCUCCAAGGCUGCAUCACUAAAAAACUGGACUUGGCUGUUCAUCGACACCCCUCAAAGCAGACACGGUCUCAAUUCACCAGGGCUGAAUGACUCCCUAGGCAAGUUUGUCCAGACUCUCAGGGAUAUGGGUGUUGCGGCGGACAUGCCUCUUCCGGGAACGAGGAUUGUAUAUAACUGGAAUGCCGACAAUGCUACCGUUAUCGAAAACGCCGUCCGUGGCUUGAAAGACAAAUACAACCCCCAACUCGUGCUGGGUAUCCUAUUCGCGAAGGACGCCCAGGUCUACAAUAUUGUCAAGCAAGUCUGUGAUGUGCGCUGUGGCGUACGAAAUGUCAAUGUGCAAGCCGAAAAGAUUAGGGAUGCCAAGGUGCAAUAUUUGGCAAAUGUGGGCCUGAAAAUCAAUCUCAAGAUGGGUGGCGCCAACCAAACACUUCGAUCCUCGGACAUGGGCUUCUUCGCCGAUGGCAAAACCAUGCUUGUCGGACUCGACGUCACCCACCCCUCUCCCGGUUCCACCAGUGCGGCACCUAGUGUUGUCGGUAUUGUCGCGUCGGUCGACGCACAGCUGGCCCAGUGGCCUGCAGACAUCCGCAUUCAGCCUGCACGCCAGGAAAUGGUCUCUGACCUGGACACGCUCCUUCAGAGUCGCAUCAAAAUCUGGGCAAACCACAACAAGGGCAAAUUCCCAGAGAACAUCGUCGUUUACCGUGACGGCGUGUCAGAGGGCCAAUACGACACGGUCAUCGAGAAGGAACUCCCUCUCCUCAAGAAGGCCUGCGAGACCAUCUACCCAGCCUCAGACACCAAGAAGGGUCUUCCCCGCAUGGCCAUCGUCGUCGUUGGAAAGCGCCACAACACCCGUUUCUACCCCACAACCGACGCUGCUGCCGAAAACUCCGCCAAUCCCCAACCCGGCACCGUCGUCGACCGCGGCAUCUCCGAAGCCCGCCACUGGGACUUCUACCUACAAGCACACUCCGCGCUUCAAGGUACCGCUCGUCCCGCACAUUACUUCACCGUCUGGGACGAGAUCUUCUACCCCCUCCACCCAGGUGUCGGGCCAGGCAUCGGCGCCGCCGAUAAAUUGCAAGACCUGACACACAAAAUGUGCUACCUCUUCGGUCGAGCCACCAAGGCCGUCAGCGUGUGUCCGCCAGCUUACUACGCCGAUCUCGUCUGCACCCGUGCUCGCUGCUACAUGAGCGACUUGUUCGACCCGACACCCUCUGCAACUCCCGCGGGUAGUGUGGUCGGUGGAGAAAGUGGUGGCCGUGUGCCCGAGGCCAGUCAGGCAACUGUUCACGCCAGCGUCAAGGAUACCAUGUUCUAUAUUUAA
Messenger RNA from Penicillium cataractarum, 3156 nucleotides. Its product is annotated as putative RNA interference and gene silencing protein (Qde2). The record is from RefSeq and is a predicted model, not a curated record. Gene Ontology annotation, molecular function: RNA binding; protein binding. NCBI's taxonomy places the organism in Eukaryota, Fungi, Ascomycota, Eurotiomycetes, Eurotiales, Aspergillaceae. The transcript is spliced from 4 exons. Bases 1 to 3156 code for a protein of 1051 amino acids.